GCAAGGUCAUCGGAGGGAAAUGACGGCUGAGGGAGAAGGGAGAGUAAGGCUGGCAGGAGCCAGGAGACCACAGGGGAAAUGUGGAGCCCUCUCUUGGGUCUGGAUGGAUGUGGGGGGCAGGAGCCCAGAGUGUGGCCAGGGGCCCGAAACAGGAGGAAGUGGAAUUUGCCCCAGGAUGGCAAGGGCCUGCUGAGGCUCCACCCAUGGCCUCUCUCGAAACACAGGAGACUGAAGCAACCCCAGCCAAGGAAGACCAAAUGGACUUGGGGGCCAAGGAGACAGGGUACCCAGGCCCACCACGGCAGCGGUCCUGGCUGGGAUGCCAUUGCUCCCUGUUGCUGAGGCGAGACCAGCAGGCCCAGAAGGCUGGGCAGCUCUUCUCAGGGCUCCUGGCCCUCAAUGUGGUGUUCCUGGGUGGAGCCUUCAUCGGCAGCAUGAUCUUCAACAAUGUGUCCAUCACUCUGGGUGAUGUGUGGAUCUUGCUGGCUGCACUGAAGACACUGUCCCUUCUGUGGCUCCUGUACUACAUGGUGGGCACCACACGGCAGCCUCACGCAGUGCUCCAUCGCGACCCUCAUGCAGGACCCGUCUGGGUGCGGGGCUCUCUGGUGCUCUUCGGCAGCUGCACCAUCUGCCUCAACGUCUUCCGCAUCGGCUAUGACGUGAGCCACAGCCACUGCAAGUCACAGCUGGAGCUCGUCUUCCCAGCCAUUGAGAUCAUCUUCAUGGGCUUCCAGACCUGGGUGCUCUGGAAACAUUGUAAGGACUGUGUUCAAAUCCAGACCAACCUCACUAGGUGUGGCUUGAUGCUGACCCUGGCCACAAACCUGCUGCUGUGGGUUCUGGCUGUGACCAAUGAUUCCAUGCACCAUGAGAUCGAGGCUGAGCUCAGCGCCAUCAUGGAGAAGUUCUCAGGCAAUGGGACCAACACCUGUCUGUGCCUCAACGCCACAGCGUGCGAGGUCUUCCAGAAGGGCUACCUGAUGCUCUACCCCUUCAGCACUGAGUACUGCCUCAUCUGUUGCGCUGUGCUCUUCGUCAUGUGGAAGAAUGUGGGCCGCCACCUGGUAGCCCACGUGGGCACCCACCCCAACUCCCCACCCUUCCGCCUGCACGGCGCCAUCUUUGGGCCGCUACUGGGCCUGCUGGCACUGGUGGCGGGCGUGUGCAUCUUCGUGCUCUUCCAGAUCGAGGCGAGCGGCCCCAACAUUGCCCGCCAGUACUUUACCCUCUAUUACGCCUUCUACGUGGCCGUGCUGCCAGUCAUGAGCCUGGCGUGUCUGGCGGGCAUGGCUAUCCACGGGCUGGAGGAGCGUGAGCUGGACACACUCAAGAACCCGACCCGAAGCCUGGACGUGGUGCUGCUGAUGGGCGCCGCGCUCGGCCAGAUGGGCAUCGCCUACUUUUCUAUCGUGGCCAUCGUGGCCACUCACCCCAACGAGCUGCUCAACCAGCUCAUCCUGGCCUACUCCCUGCUGCUCAUCCUCCAGCACAUCACCCAGAACCUCUUCAUCAUCGAGGGCCUGCACCGCCGCCCGCUGUGGGAGGUGGCUCCCCAGGGCCUGGCGGGGAAGCCAGAGGCCGAGCACUCCCGCAGGGGCUCCCUGCUGGAGCUGGGCCAGGACCUGCGAAGGGCCUCACUGGCCUACAUCCACUCCUACAGCCACCUCAACUGGAAGCGGCGUGUGCUCAAGGAAAUCUCACUCUUCCUCAUCCUCUGCAACAUCACACUGUGGAUGAUGCCUGCGUUUGGCAUCCACCCGGAGUUCGAAAAUGGCCUGGAGAAGGAAUUCUAUGGCUACCGGACAUGGUUCACCAUUGUCAACUUCGGCCUGCCUCUGGGCGUGUUCUACCGCAUGCAUUCUGUUGGGGGGCUGGUAGAGGUCUACUUGGGGGCCUGAGCUCUCCAAGAAAUCACCCUCAUGGAACUCCAAAGGGCCAAAGGAAGAUGGUGGCCCAAGGCUCUGUGCAGAUGGCUUAUUCCAAGAGGUGCAGAGGCCCCCCAAAGCCUCCCCCUUCCUGAGAGAGGGAGACACUGCCAGUAGCCCAAGAGCAAGGCCAGGGCAUCGAUACAGCUUUGGAUGCCCACUCCCAGGCCUGGGCUCAUGCCUGCCCCCGCCUUACCACCACAGUGUGUGCGGCACAGGCUGACCUCAGGAGGCUGUCAAGGGCUCCACUACUCUCAGGAAGGGUCAGACCUAAAUGAUGGAAUCCAAGGGUGCAGGAGAGCGCACCCCUCCCCAUCCAGGCCUCAGGGCCUGCCUCCUGCGAGGGCCAUGUAGUCCAAGCUUGGCCCAGGAUGUCCAGGGAGCUCAGAGUCCUGCAGGCAGCCCUGCCCCUCUCUCCCCACACACCCAUCUUCUAAUGAGCUCAUUAAUUAGCUGCCAGGCAGGGCUCAACAGCUCUCUCUUGCUACCAUAAACACUGUUUGUUUGAUCGAUUGCAUUCAGGCUUUGUGGCAUUUGUUCCCAGGAAUAGAUGUGACACUCCAGGCACAGUGGGAAGGAUGGUUGUCCUGGGUAGGGCUGUGGCCUGGGACGGUCCCAUUCCUAGGUCAGGAAGGGCCUAAACCAGUCCCUUCUUUGAUCCAUGAGUCAGUGGGAAGAGCUGGGCUGGGGCUCCUGCAGUCCUCACCUCCCCCGCUGAACACCACCCUUUCUCUGGGACAGAGCCUUGGGGAACUUUCUGUAGCCGGGUCACCGGUGGUGGUGAGUGCCAGCCCUGACUGAUUCUCUAAGCCCUGGGGUGGAGCACG
This is a messenger RNA of Heterocephalus glaber (naked mole-rat), 2755 nucleotides long. RefSeq names its product otopetrin 3 (gene Otop3). Gene Ontology annotation, molecular function: proton channel activity. Gene Ontology annotation, cellular component: membrane. Gene Ontology annotation, biological process: proton transmembrane transport. NCBI's taxonomy places the organism in Eukaryota, Metazoa, Chordata, Mammalia, Rodentia, Bathyergidae. The record is from RefSeq and is a predicted model, not a curated record.